Molecule: messenger RNA, 1180 nt
Organism: Telopea speciosissima
Lineage: Eukaryota; Viridiplantae; Streptophyta; Magnoliopsida; Proteales; Proteaceae
Product: squamosa promoter-binding-like protein 7
Exons: 3
Coding region: 20-1150 (376 amino acids)
Cellular component (GO): nucleus
Molecular function (GO): DNA binding
Source: RefSeq, a predicted model, not a curated record
GAGAGAGAGAGAGAGAGAGAUGGAAAAUGAAGGGAACGGAUUUAACACCGGUGGUAGAGGGCAAAUUGGUAAUAGUAGCAACCAGUCGUGGGGAUUUUGGGACGUCGGCACGUCUCGUUUCGACUGGACAAACCCUUUUUCCGAUGAAACUACGCCGGCAACCCCGGCAGCGCAGACAUUGAUACACCACCACCACCAAGUGGACAAUGCGCACCCGUACCAGUACCCAUCACUCUACGCCGGGGUGUCCCAUGUGCACCCUGACCCUCACCUCACUUGUUUGAAGCUUGGGAAACGCGAUUACUUCGAAGACGGCACUACCACGCCGUUCCACCACUUGACGGCAUUUCCACUUGGGAAAAGAGGGAGGCCUUAUGGACUCAUCGGUGGUGGGAACUCUUCGUCGGCGGUAUCGGUGGCGGUGCCGAGGUGUCAGGUUGAGGGUUGCCACGCUGCGCUCUUGAACGCUAAGGAUUAUCACCGCCGGCAUAAGGUGUGUGAGAUGCACUCUAAAGCGCCUAAGGUGGUGGUUCUUGGUUUGGAACAGCGGUUCUGUCAGCAGUGCAGCAGGUUUCAUGUAGUAUCAGAGUUCGAUGAUUCAAAGAGGAGUUGCAGGAGGAGACUAGCCGGACAUAACGAGCGGAGAAGAAAGAGCUCUAAUGAUUCUAUCACCAAGAACCCUUCUCGAGAAAGUAAAUCAAUAGGCGGAAGGUUAUCUUGUUUAUCAUCGUCAGAGGGACGUGCUCUCUCUCUUCUGUCAUCCAGGUCUGCAUCUUGGGUUUCUUCUGCUGAUCUUUCCUUGCGAUCAAGUGCUGCACUUCGUGAGCUGAUCGCCGAGAAUCGCGCAGCAACCUUUGCCAGACAGCUUUUCUCCGACCGUGACUGGAACCACCACACAAUGGGUGAGUUGGGUGGUGCACAACCAGAACUAAUCCCUCACAUCUCCCACCAACAACAGCAUAUGCAGCAUCAGCCAGAAGAACCAGCUGAGUGGGACAGAUUCCAUGAAUCAGGUGCACACUUGACGCUAGACCUAAUGCAGACACCUAGUUCACCUUUCGGGUUCUUAUCAGGGAGGAGCAAGAACAAAGAAGAUGAAGACGAGUGUGGUGACAUAUGGAAGUCUUUGGAGGGAACCCAUGUGGUCUGAAUGCUUGAUUGAGCUUGAGCUUCUUUCUUU